Andrographis paniculata is the source of this 1624-nucleotide messenger RNA. Its product is annotated as putative PAP-specific phosphatase, mitochondrial. Gene Ontology annotation, molecular function: 3'(2'),5'-bisphosphate nucleotidase activity. Gene Ontology annotation, biological process: sulfate assimilation. The transcript has 9 exons. The coding region runs from base 105 to 1322 and encodes 405 amino acids. NCBI's taxonomy places the organism in Eukaryota, Viridiplantae, Streptophyta, Magnoliopsida, Lamiales, Acanthaceae. The record is from RefSeq and is a predicted model, not a curated record.
UUUUACAGGGCCGAAGGAUAUCAGAAGCCCCUGUUCCGUUCGACCUUUGAUUCAAUAUCCAAACGGCGUCGGACGCUGCUUCGGAGGCCGUUAGGGUUCCCGCCAUGAAUGUCCUCAUCCAACCGCCGGUCUCUCGAUUUUCUGUGUCCAGCUGCCGCCGUCCUUUCCGUCCGUCUCUCCGGCAAUGUGCCAUCUCCGUAAGGUCGAGUUUUAGCCUUCCUUUUCCAGAGCAGAAAGCAAGGUACUAUGAACAUCUGAAAGCAGCUGUUGAUGUCGUUGAGCGCGCUUGCCAUCUCUGCGUUGAUGUACAAAAAUCUCUGCUCUCAAGUGACGAGAAAAUCACUAAGAAAAUAGAUAAGACACCGGUCACAGUGGCUGAUUUUGGAGUUCAAGCUCUUGUUAGUUUGGAAUUGUGCAAGCAAUUUCCUUCAAUUCCAUUAGUAGCUGAGGAGGACUCAGCCUUUGUCCGUGAAAAUAAUCUGGUGGAUGCUGUUGUUGAAGUGGUUACUGAUAGAUUAGCAACCACAGAUAAAGAAUUGAAUGACGAAGAUGUCCUGAAGGCAAUUGACAGAGGAGGAAAAGAUGCCUAUGAGUUUGGACCUGAGCCUGCUACUUAUUGGAUAUUGGAUCCAAUUGAUGGAACACGAGGAUUUGUCCGAGGCAAAGAAGCUCUCUAUGUGGUGGGUUUGGCUCUAGUAGUUGAAGGGGAGAUUGUGUUGGGUGUUAUGGGAUGCCCGAACUGGCUAUAUGACACUGAAAUUCAGGGAGAUGAGAAUAGUACUUCUAGCUCAGGAAUGAUUAUGAUAUCUCAUAUUGGUUGUGGAACAUGGCAAACCAGAUUGUGGAAACAAGGAAUUGGUGAUGCCAAAAAGGUUGAUAAUUGGACCAAGUGUUUGGUCGACAGGUUUAACCAAAUUAAUGAAGCACGAUUUUGCAUUCAAGACAGUCAAAAAUGGGAGUCUCUGCCCCUGUCAAGUCAAUUUACUGCUGUUACCCAAACUAAUUGUGUUGGGGAGAAACAGAUUCGUCUGCUACCUACCUGCUGUGGAAGCCUGUGUAAAUAUCUGAUGGUCGCAUCUGGAAGGGCAUCCGUCUACAUUCUUCUCGCAAAGACUAAAAGAACCAUCAAGGUGUGGGAUCAUGCUUCUGGGGUCAUAUGCAUCCAUGAAGCUGGAGGAAAGGUGACUGACUGGAGUGGAAGUCCACUUGACUUUGCUGUGGACGAAGGAGAGCGAAGGGUCUUAUUUCCUUUCGGCGGUGUUCUUGCAACAAAUGAUAGCAUACAUGAACAGGUACUUGAUAUCAUGUCCUCAGCUGGCUGAUGAUUUCUUUUGAGGUUUUGUCAUCUGUUUGACUGUGUGCUUCAGAAAAUUUUUCUCUCAUUGAUAUACUGUUAAUUCUUUGGGAUUUGAAGCAUUCAUGUUUAAUUAGUCUGAGGUAGAAUUUGUAAUGAUAAUUAUAUUCAUAUAAUUAGCUAAUAAAAAGCUUGAUUUUAAGAAAAAGGGGAGAGAGAGAGAGAGAGACUACAAGAAUCAAAGAUAAUUAAUUAGAAAAUUGAUGUCUAUAGUUAAUUGAUGCUUUUAGGAAGAAGACCUUGUCAUAUAAUGCCAGCUGUAGUCUAUUA